AUGUGCCGUCUUCAGCUUGGUUGGGAUGAAGAGAUGCCUGCCAAUGAGCUGCAGCAGUGGAAGAACCUAAUUGAGCAGCUGCCAAGACUUGCAAACUUCAAGCUGGCCAGGAACUACACCCCAGCUUCCUUCGGUAAGGUAAAGUCUUACAAGCUCCACCACUCCAGUGAUGCCUCUCAGUCAGGCUACGGCACAACUACUUAUCUUCGAAUAGUCAACGAAGCUGGUGAGGUGCACUGCACUCUGAUGAUGGCCAGGGCAAGGGUUGCUCCUCUCAAGCGAUCCACCAUUCCCAGGCUGGAACUUACAGCUGCCAUCGUUGCUGCACACAUGAAUUGUAAGUUGCAAGAGGAGCUCGACAUACCCCUAGAAGAUUCAGUCUUUUGGACUGAUAGCACUUCAGUCCUGAAAUAUCUACUGAAUGAGGAAGCCUGA
This is a messenger RNA of Macrobrachium nipponense, 435 nucleotides long. RefSeq lists its product as uncharacterized. The record is from RefSeq and is a predicted model, not a curated record. Lineage: Eukaryota; Metazoa; Arthropoda; Malacostraca; Decapoda; Palaemonidae. Bases 1 to 435 code for a protein of 144 amino acids. The transcript has a single exon.